Messenger RNA from Orcinus orca (killer whale), 3878 nucleotides. RefSeq names its product G protein subunit alpha 15 (gene GNA15). Gene Ontology annotation, biological process: action potential; adenylate cyclase-modulating G protein-coupled receptor signaling pathway; phospholipase C-activating dopamine receptor signaling pathway. The transcript is spliced from 7 exons. The coding region runs from base 765 to 1889 and encodes 374 amino acids. Gene Ontology annotation, cellular component: heterotrimeric G-protein complex. The record is from RefSeq and is a predicted model, not a curated record. NCBI's taxonomy places the organism in Eukaryota, Metazoa, Chordata, Mammalia, Artiodactyla, Delphinidae. Gene Ontology annotation, molecular function: G-protein beta/gamma-subunit complex binding; G protein-coupled receptor binding; GTPase activity.
CCGCAUAAAUGUUUGCAAGAAGAAUGAAUGGCCCGGUUCCAAAGUCCCAAAGCUGCCAGCUCUGCAGUUGAGACUGAGGCCCCACGGGUGGGAGAGGCUCCCCGGGGGUUGUCACUGCCUGGCUGUGCCUCUAUGUCCCCAUCUGUGCAGUGGGAAUGGCAAGGAACUUGGGGUGCUGUCCGCAUGACCAACCCCCACCCCGCCAAACACAAAAGCACUUAAAACAGUAAGUGACGCCGGGCCCUGGCUGUGCUUUUAAAAAAGACCUUGUGGGGUAUUCUGAUGACUGCUUCUAAUUGGCCCAGAGGAGGGGGAGAGGUGGGUGGGCCGGGGCCGGGCGUCAGAGGCCCAGGAGGACAGGGUCCACCCCUUCUCCAGAAUGAGGAAGGAGGCUCAGCGCAGACCCAGACUGCAGACGCCGGGCCUUUCCUCCCCGCCCCGCCCUCCCCUGGGGCGCCCACCUCACCUCUCGCUCUACUGCCGUCAACCUGUCGGGCCGGGCCGGGCAGGUCUGGGGGUGGGCGGGGAGCCCUAAGCCGGCAUCUCUCCUUCUCCACCCCCGACCCGCCGCGCAGGCCUCGCCGAGCUGGGCCGCCGGGUGCCCAAGGCCGGGAAGCCGGGGGUCCCGGGGGGGCGACCCCCACGACGAGGGAGACUUGCCGCCGGCUGUCAGAAGCCCACCCCGGAGCGGCCGGCCGGGGUGCCUCCCGGGGGAGGAGGAGGGGGCGGGGGCGAUGCCGCCUGGUGCCCGCUGAGGCCCCACCAUGGCCCGCUCUCUGACCUGGCGCUGCUGCGCCUGGUGCCUGACCGAGGACGAGAAGUCGGCGGCCCGGAUCGACCAGGAAAUCAACAAGAUCCUCCUGGAGCAGAAGAAGCGGGACCGAGGGGAGCUGAAGCUGCUGCUGUUGGGCCCUGGCGAGAGCGGGAAGAGCACGUUCAUCAAGCAGAUGCGCAUUAUCCACGGGGCGGGCUACUCGGAGGAGGAGCGCAAGAGCUUCCGGAGCCUGGUCUACCAGAACAUCUUCGUGUCCAUGCAGAGCAUGAUUGAGGCUAUGGAACGGCUGCAGAUCCCCUUCAGCUGGCCCGAGAGCAAGCACCGGGCCAACCUGAUCAUGAGCCAGGACCCCUACAGGGUGACCACCUUCGAGAAGCACUACGCCGUGGCCAUGCAGUGGCUGUGGAGGGACUCCGGCAUCCGCGCCUGCUACGAGCGCCGGCGCGAUUUCCACCUGCUCGACUCGGCAGUGUACUACCUGUCAAAUCUGGACCGCAUCAUGGAGGAGGGCUACAUCCCUACCUCGCAGGACGUGCUCCGCAGCCGCAUGCCCACCACCGGCAUCAACGAGUACUGCUUCUCCGUGCAGAAAACCAACCUGCGGAUCGUGGACGUCGGGGGCCAAAAGUCAGAACGCAAGAAGUGGAUCCACUGCUUCGAGAAUGUGAUCGCCCUCAUCUACCUGGCCUCGCUGAGCGAAUACGACCAGUGUCUGGAGGAAAACAACCAAGAGAACCGAAUGAAGGAGAGCCUGGCCCUGUUUGGCACCAUCCUGGAACUGCCCUGGUUCAAAAGCACUUCCGUCAUCCUCUUCCUCAACAAAACUGACAUCCUGGAGGAGAAGAUCCCCACCUCCCACCUGGCUACCUACUUCCCCAGUUUCCAGGGCCCGAAGCAGGACACGGAGGCAGCCAAGAAAUUCAUCCUGGACAUGUACACCGGCAUGUACACCAGCUGUGUGGACGGCGCAGACGGGAGCAGGAAGGGCUCUCGCUCCCGCCGCCUCUUCAGCCACUACACGUGCGCUACGGACACACAGAACAUCCGCAAGGUCUUCAAGGACGUGCGGGACUCAGUCCUGGCCCGCUACCUGGACGACAUCAACCUGCUGUGACCUAGGCCCAACGCUCCGGACUCAGACCCGCGCGUGGCAGGCGGGACCUGCGGGCGGUGGGGGCGGGGUGGGCCAGCGCUCAGCGAACCCAGGUGCCCCUUGCUGCUCCAGCCCCAGGCCCAGGUGGCAGAAGGGCCACGAGUGAGCCGGGGUGGAAGGCCGAUCGGCGCCUCCUCCUUUCUCCGUCCCUCAGCGGGACAGCCUCUGUGUCUUCCUUUCCUCUACUCACUGUAUCUCCUUGGAGAGGGAGCACAAUGGCCUUUUAGGAGGCCGGGGUGCAGGAAAAGGUGAAGAGAGCAGGGGAUCCAGGACUUGGGUGGAUGGGGUUCUCUCAGGACCCUCACCUCCAGGUAUGUCCCCCCUUGGGCAGGGGUCUGGGACCCUUUUGGGGGUGAUGCACCAGCCCCGGGACAGGGAAGUGGUCCUUCAUGCCGAGGGACGCGGACUCUGGCGCCCCCUAGCGGAAAGGAGCCGCAUCCUAGCCUGAGGUCUGCGUAGCUCAGGGACUUGCGUUUUCCUACGAGAAAGACGCCCAGAAAACGCUGCCGUAUCAGAGCCUCGUGGUUCGAAGUGUGUCCUGCCCCAGUUUUCAGAUGAAGGAAACCGAGAUCUACAGGCAUCCCCCGCCCCCCUUCCUUACCAGGCUGGGGGCCGGGCGUGCUGCAUCUUACAACCUUCUGUAUUUAUUACCUCACCUUCUGCGGGGCCCCUUGAAGGGUGGACAUUAAAGAAAUGACAUUCUGGAGACCUUUGAUUUCUUAGGGGCGUCCUGGUUAACAACCAACCCCCUGCCCCGCGCGGUCCCAUCUCAGGUCGUCUGUCCCGGGCAGGGUAGCAAGGAAGGAAAAAGGGAAAAAAAACUUGUGCAGCCACUUGUGUAGGGCAUGGUACACAGAGCUGUGUGGGACUGUGUGCACUUUGAGCCAGGAAGUGGAGUUCAGCCUCUCUCCCUGGCCCCGGGGACAUUUGAGCUGACCUUCUGUUGCUACUCACCCAAAAUUCCAGCAGCAGCCACCGCCUAUCCCUGACGGAGAUGAUGAUGAUUCCACUUACUCCAGAUCCUGGUCUCCCACCAUCCUCAGGGCAGGCCCAUGAAGCACCAACCCCAUCACCCCCAUUUUACAGAUGGGGAAACCGAGGCACAGAGAAACUGAAUAAUUUGACUAAGGCUAAACACCUGGGUGGUGGCCAAGCCAAGAUUCUAGUAUUCAUUCAAGAGGUUUUUUGUUUUGUUUUACUUUUUAAAAAAUCAACUUUAAUUUUUAGAAUAGUCUUAGGUUUAUAGAAAAAUUGCGAAUACAGAGGGUUGCCUUAUGAAACCAUGAUUUCCUGUAUUAUUAAUAUAUUAAUAUGGUACUUUUUUUUUUCCAUUAAUGAACCAAUAUUGACCCAUUAUUAACUGAAGUCCAAAAACUUUCCUUUUUUCCCCUAAUGUCCUUUUUCUGUCCUGGGACCCCACCCAGGUUCCCACACGACAUUUCAUCAUCACGUCUCCUUAGGCUCUUCUGAGCUGUGAUGGUUUCUCAGACUUUCUUCGUUUUUGAUGACCUUAACAGUUUUGAGGAGUGCUGGCCAGCUUUUACUUUCCCAGGGCUGCUGUAACGAAGUACCACAGACAGAGGGGCUUAAAACCACGCAAAUGUAUUCUCUCACAGUUCUGGAGGCAAAGUCUGAGACUAAAGUGUCAGCAGGGCUGUGCUCCCUCCAGAGGCUCUAGGGGAAAGUCCUUCCUGCCUUUUCUAGCUUCUGGUGGCUCUGUGUAUCCCUGGCUUGUGGCUGCGUCCCUCCCGUCUCUGCUUGUGUCUUCACGUGGCCAUCUCCUCUUGUGCGUGCCUGCGUCCAAAUUUUCUUUUUACAGAGACACCAGUUACGCUGAAUUAGGCCCGCCCAAACGACCUCAUCCUAACUUGAUUCUAUCUGCAGUGAUCCUAUUUCCAAAGAAGGUCACGUUCCCAGAUACCUCUCAUAAAACGUAUUUUGUCAAACGUC